Ostrea edulis (European flat oyster) is the source of this 889-nucleotide messenger RNA. RefSeq lists its product as uncharacterized. Lineage: Eukaryota; Metazoa; Mollusca; Bivalvia; Ostreida; Ostreidae. Bases 141 to 608 code for a protein of 155 amino acids. The record is from RefSeq and is a predicted model, not a curated record. The transcript is spliced from 3 exons.
AGAAUGCUUCAGCAAAAAGCACUGUGCCACCUAGGGAAUUAUGUCUACACGGUCGCUACCAGUUAUGUGAUUGGGUCAAUUGGUUCCCCUGGGGUGAGUGUUCGAAUGGCUGUGGGACCGGCGUUCGGAUCCGGAGAAAGAUGAUAUGUUGCUCUCGAAACAUUAGAAUAAACAAUGCCAGCAAGUGCGUGGUAGAUUUGUGUAAGUUCUCGAUGCAACAAUUCCAGGAAAAUAUCACCUGUACUUCGACAAAAGAUUGUCCAAAAGAUACAAAGAAUGCGACCGGGGCGGAUGAAAGCGCUGGCAUUGGCUAUGAGGGAAAUGAAUUUAUUUCAGGAUCUAGAAAUGUUGGUGGUGGAUCCAAGUGUGGCGUUUGGUCACGAGGGCAGAUCAAUACGGUAGAUCUUUUCCCGACAGCAGUGGGCGUUAUCCUGGGUCUGGCCGUCCUGACUACCACGUGCAUUUGUUGCUUCUUUCUCUGCAAGCGUUGGUCGGAUGAAAAGAAGAAGAAAAGGAAAAAGUUCAAAAGAUGGGACAAGAAGGUUCGACCACUUCCACAAUCUCGACGAGUAAACAUACCCAUCGGUUGUACUGUCAAAAAUGUGUAACAUCAUGCACAAUUUGAUGCUGUAUUAGUUUACUCAUGUACAUAUGUAAUGACUUUGAUAACACAUUUUAGAUUUUUGUGAUUAUCUAAGGUACCAUCUAAUUCCACAAGAGUUUAUUUUCUCUUCAUGCCUAGUCCAGUUUCCAAUCCUCUCCAAAAUGUCGCUCAGUAUCACAAUAUGAUAGUUAAAAAUCGGCAAGCGCACAUUAUGGAGAAUAUGCCAGCAGAAAAAUUCGUAAUGCUACAUGCAUAUCUACGGAAAGGCAUUAUGCACUGUAUAUA